AUAAAAAGAUGUACGGAGACACUUGUAAGAUGCAAUGUGGGGCCUGUCUGGGAUAUAAACAAUGUCACCACGUUAAUGGUUCUUGUCUUGAUGGUUGUGACGCGGGAUAUGAAGGAAACCUUUGUAAAAUAGCUUGUUCUAAUGGAAAGUUUGGAAGAAAUUGUAGACAAAACUGCAGUAGAAACUGUGCCUACCCUAACAGGUGCGAUGGAACCUCUGGGGAGUGCGAAGGGGGUUGUAAAGCUGGCUGGCAGGGGCCUCAGUGCAAUGAUAAAUGUUUUGAUGGAACAUAUGGAGCAAACUGCAGUGAACGCUGUGGAAAUUGUCUACUUCAAUCGAGUUGUCAUCAUGUGAAUGGAACUUGUUUAGAUGGGUGCAGUGAAGGCUACCAGGGAAUUCUAUGUAUAGAUGAGUGUGAGCCAUACAAUUAUGGAAUCGACUGCAUGCACAACUGUAGUGCUGAAUGUAUUAAUGAAACUUGUGACUCCAAAACUGGAUAUUGUGAUGGACUGCAGAAAUCCAUACCUCAGACGAAUGGAGAUGAUAUUUUAAUACCAGUCAUUGGAGGAGUUUUGGGGGUAGUCGUAGCGAGUAUAAUAAUUAUAACGGCAGUGCUGCUGAUAAGGAGGCAAGGUGGACUCAGCUCAACAAUGUAUGAAGCAGACAAUGCACCAACUGAUCAAGUCAAUAAAGGAAAAGCUUCAAGGAAAGAUGGAGAAACGGGUUUUUCUGAUAUUUAUUUAAAACCAGUUUCAUCAAGAAAUCGAGAAGAACAUUAUGAAAAUGUACCAAAUGAAAAACCCUUUCUUUCUCCAAAGAUAGAUCAAGAUAUAGAUGAAGACGAGUUAAUACAUUCGGAAAAUCCCUAUGGGGAAUUUUAUGCCAAUGAGACAGUCAUCGAGGAUAUCCUUUUGAAAGACCUCGAAUCGGUUAUCGCCGAGAAGAGGAAAAAAGAAGAUGACGGAUUUCAGAAAGAAUACGCAACAUUGCCUUACGGGGAAAAGUAUAGAUGUGACGCCGGGAAGAAAGAUGAAAACAUGGUUAAAAAUAGAUUUAAAACAACGUUUCCAUAUGACCACUCAAGGGUAAUUCUGAAUACUGGGACAGGAUCAGACUACAUAAAUGCCAAUUACAUUACCGGUUCAAGAAAAGACAAGGAGUACAUUGCAGCACAAGGUCCAAGACAGAAUACAGUCGCUGAUUUUUGGGCUAUGAUUUGGCAAGAACACGUUUCUACAAUUGUUAUGUUGACCAACCUAAAGGAAGGAAACAAGACAAAAUGCACUAAGUAUUGGCCACAUGAAAACAACAACAUUGACGAUGGUACUUUUUCUGUCAAUAUAAUUGAGGAAAAAGUAUACGCUUUCUACAAAGUUCGGAAGAUGUCAUUAAUCCAUAAGAGAACAAAUAAAUCUCGUGUGGUGACGCAAUACCAUUAUACUGCUUAGCCAGACCAUGGAACCCCUGAUCCUCUCUGUCUUGUUGUCUUUCUUGAUCACGUGACGAGAACAGUAACCAAUCAGAACUGUCCAACCCUUGUGCACUGCAGUGCAGGUAUAGGAAGGACAGGGACCUACAUAGCAAUAGACGUUCUGAACAAGAUAGGAAGAAAGACAGGGAAAGUUAACAUAGCAGAGUAUAUCAAGAAGAUGAGAGAAAAUAGGAUGAAUAUGGUCCAAACCUAUGAACAGUAUAUGACCAUUUUUCUUGCAUUAAACGAAAUAUUUAAAUCACCUGUAAAUACCAUAACGGUUGCCGACUUCAUCAAAAAUGUGGAGACCAUAUCCAUUGACAAACCUGCAAAUCAAAGUACUUUACGAAAAGAAUUUCAGACCCUGAUGAAGAUACGUCCUGUCUACACAGACUGUGACUACAAGUUAGCAAUACAGAGCCUUGUGGAAGCACAUUCUAUCGGCAUACUACCUUUGGACAAGUAUAGCAUUCAUCUUCCGUCCAAUGUACCAAAACGAGGGAGUUUCAUAAACGCUAUCUGUUUACCGUCUUUUAUCAACAGUAAAGCGUUCAUAGUAACGCAUUAUCCCCCGGCAGAGGACGCCGUGGACUUCCUGCGCUUGCUCAGUGACCAUGAAUCUGACAUUGUGAUUUGUAUGGACCCACUUAAAGAGGUUGACUCGAGUUCGUCGUGGUUUCCUAAUCCCUCCUCCUCAAAAUCAGUCAAUCCAUAUACGGUUCAUUGGCAGUCUAUAUCAAACACUGAAGUUAAAAGCACCGCCAUUCAUGUUUUGCAGAACAAGAGUGAAGAUGAGGUUCAUUCUGUCACUGUCAUCGAACCAAAGGUCGGAAUUAAAAUAUCCGGAAAGCCUCUGGACACUUUUCAGAUUCGGAAUCUUGUAGUUGCUGCAUUAAACGUGAAGACAGAAAAUCCAAUCACAAUAAUCUGCAGCAAUGGAGCGUCCCUGUGUGGAGUUUUCUGUGCUGUUCAUAACGUGAUACAACAGAUUAACACAGACGACUGUAUUGAUAUUUUCACUGUCGUCAGACAACUUCAAGUUAGAAGACCAGAAUUCUUUUCCAGUUUUGAUGAAUACAGCUUUGCCGUAAAAUGUGUGUACGAUUACAUUCAAAGUACCACGGAGAACAUAUACUGUAAUCAAUAAGAUGGGAACUUGCAACCUUUCUCAGACUAAAGGCUUUCGCCCUGAAAGUUCUCCGAAGUUAGACGUCUGUUUCAUGCAAAAUGCAUCUAUAGCAGCUUGUAAAGUCCUAGUUUUUUAAGCUAUGUAAGCUUACAACAUGUAUUACCUGAGUGUUAUUGUUUCAUUUUCUUGUUUGAUGAAAAUUAUGAAUGAAUUCUGUGAACGAGGGUCGUUCAAUUAAUAAUGCAAUAUGCUAUCUAAAAUAAGAAAAGUACAGAUUCUUAAUAUGUUCAAUUCCUCAAAGCAUCCCCUGUUACUCUUUUUACAAUUCUUUGUUUAGAACACCACAGCAUACUUAUCUAUGAGAAUACCCAUAGCAAUUAUAAAUAAUCUUCCCUUGAAAUAUCUAAUAAAUUUCUGUCUUCCUUUAAUUCUUUUAAUGCUUUUUUUUUGGAAUACAAAGAUCCAACAAUAACUGCAGUCAAGCGAAUAUUUGCGAUGGAAAAGCCCUGAAUUUAAUCUUUUUCUCUUUCUUAUCCAUCUGAAAAUUAUUAUACAGCUGCAGUAAAAAUCAAUUCUUAACAUAUCAAUAUCAAAUCUUUAAUAUACGUUUUCUGACGAUUUAUUUAAAAUAUUAUUAUAUUAAUAAGCUCUCUUUUUUUCAUUCCCUUGACAUUCUUGAGAUCAUCCAUCAAUAGUUUUCAGUUCAGUGUUGUUACCACACCUACUUAAAAAUGAAUACAAAUACUUUGCAAGGACAAAACGAUACAUCAUGGGUAUUUUUUAGAAUAGGGGAUCUUGAAUAAAACGUUUUAAAUGUGAAAAAAAUACUAUGCAUUGCUUUACUUAUUGAAAAACCCUCGUACUCUGGUUUGAAAUAGUUGAAUGUAAAGUGAACUUUUUAGACAGAAACAUUAAUAUAUUUAUUUGUGUCUUGGUAAUUUUAUGUUACACAUUUUUUGCUUAAAAUAGAUUGUUCAAUUAGCGAGUGACACUUCCAAGCAUGUUACAAAGAAACAGAGUACAAUGUAUCAGAACCGAUUAUUUUCCUAUAGAGACAUUACUCAAUACAUUUAAAACUUUCACUUAGUUUACGUAAUGGUAACACCUGUCAUUUGUACAUAUACUGUCGAUUAAUACAUAUUGAGAUGUGUAGAUUUCGGUCUAUAAUUUUGAAAGAAAAAUAAAAUUCGUUUUGUUU
Messenger RNA from Saccostrea cuccullata (small rock oyster), 3798 nucleotides. RefSeq names its product receptor-type tyrosine-protein phosphatase epsilon-like. Gene Ontology annotation, biological process: protein dephosphorylation. NCBI's taxonomy places the organism in Eukaryota, Metazoa, Mollusca, Bivalvia, Ostreida, Ostreidae. The record is from RefSeq and is a predicted model, not a curated record. The transcript has 22 exons. Gene Ontology annotation, molecular function: protein tyrosine phosphatase activity.